UGCUGCUGGGAAGAAAGGAAGAGACUAGAGACCCAUCGCCGCCGCCCGCCCGCCGGAGUGUCCGCCGCUCUGGCCUCCUCCUCGCCGUCUCAGAGAGAGAGAGAGAGAGGUUUCUUCUUCUUCUUCAAUCCGUCCACUCUACACAUUGCUGGCUUGUAUUUUUCUUGACAAGUGCUAUAGUGACAGAAGAAGUGAAUAGUCACCCAUCUAUGUGAGAGCAACAGCGCCAAGAUUUCACAUGAGUGCUGGUGGAGCAUUUGGUGGUAAUAGGGGAGUAAGACCAGUGCCACCAGAAAAAGGAGUUUUCCCUUUAGAUCACAUGCAUGUGUGUGACCAGGUGAAGAAAGAAUACAUCAAUUGUCUCAAAUCCACUGGUCAUAAAUCUGAAAAGUGCAGGCACCUGUCAAAGAAGUACCUUGAAUGCCGUAUGGAAAAUAACUUGAUGGCGAAGCAAGACAUGUCAGAGCUUGGAUUUGGGAGGGACCAAAGUAUUGAAGCUCUCUCUCCUGAAGAGAGAGAAGGCUUGAGAGACGGAUAAUUGAACAACUUGCAGGUUCAAAGAGCUUUUUUCUGUUGGGCCACAUUGUCCUUAGGUAUCGCUGCACUGAUACUCUCAUGUUAAGAACACUGGUGAACAAUGAUGAUGACCUUUGGCUUACAGCACUAACGUUAAAGCAAACUUUGAGAGUAGGAAAAUGUUGAAGCAUGAAGUGAUUAUUCCUUGUUUGGUAUUUUAUUUUUGCACAAUAAAAAGGAGUUGUUAAUGUCUAUAAUGCCAAAAA
Messenger RNA from Diospyros lotus (date-plum), 782 nucleotides. RefSeq lists its product as uncharacterized. Lineage: Eukaryota; Viridiplantae; Streptophyta; Magnoliopsida; Ericales; Ebenaceae. The record is from RefSeq and is a predicted model, not a curated record. The transcript is spliced from 5 exons. Bases 239 to 538 code for a protein of 99 amino acids.